CCACCAGUUGUCGAAAUAAAUUCACAAUAUAAUUUUCUUUUAAAAAAUAAAAAUAUUUUUUUAACAUUUUCACAUGCAGUUGACAGCUGGCAACUGACAGCAUUAGUAUCAAUAUUUUUCCAAGCAUGCGCUAGUAUAUUUUCUCUCCAAAAAAAAUCAAUAAAUUCAAAUAUUUAAAAGAAGAAAAAAAAAUCACGAAUUAAAAAUUAUUAAUACAGAUUAUAAUAAUAUUAACCUGGCUAUAUUUUUAUCAAUUAUUUUAACAUUUUUAAUUAAUGAAGGAAUCGUAGAAAUGAAGACAGUUUGGGUUAUUGGUGGUCCAGGCUGUGGUAAAGGUACCCAAUGUGAUAAAAUAAUAGCCAAAUAUGGCUUAGUACAUCUAAGCAGUGGUGACUUGUUGAGAGAAGAAGUCGCAAGUGGUAGCUCACGUGGUUCAACACUUCAGGAAUUAAUGUCCAAAGGACUUUUUGUUCCAACUGAUGUUGUCUUGACUCUCAUCAAAGAAAGAAUGGAAAAAGCAAAAGCUGAUGGCACCACAACUGGUUUUCUCAUUGAUGGAUAUCCUCGAGAAUUAGAUCAAGGAAUUCAAUUUGAAAAAAAUGUUUGUCCAGCUGAUUUGAUAUUAUUCUUUGAUGUAUCAAGUGAAACCAUGAAAAAAAGACUUCUAGGUCGUGCUGCGUCAUCUGGAAGAGCUGAUGAUAAUGAAGAAACAAUUGUCAAAAGAAUCGAAAUAUUUAAUCUUAAAAAUGGAGAAAUUGUUAAUCAUUAUAAUGACAAAGUAGUUCGUAUCAAUGCUGAAGGUAAUAUUGAUGAUAUAUUUGCUGAAGUUUCAAAAGCCCUUGAUUCAUUGUUAAAAUAAUGAUAAAUAAUUUGAAAAAAAAAUAAACAAAAAUUAGAUAAAUUAUGACACGUCUGAUAUUUCCGUCGUGUAUAUCCUGUUAAAAAAAAAAAUAAUAAAUUGUUAAUGUUGAUUACAUUGUUCACUUGCAUGUUACUUAAUAGAAAAAAUAAAAAAAAACAACGACAUUAUAUUUUUAGAUAUACACUAAGAAUAAUAUAAAAAAUAAAAAUUAUUUUUCUGAUAAAUUGUUAAAAAAAAUAAUGGAAAUAAAUAAAAUAUAUUUAAUUAAUU
This is a messenger RNA of Aphidius gifuensis, 1132 nucleotides long. RefSeq names its product adenylate kinase isoenzyme 1 (gene Ak1). The transcript is spliced from 5 exons. The record is from RefSeq and is a predicted model, not a curated record. Lineage: Eukaryota; Metazoa; Arthropoda; Insecta; Hymenoptera; Braconidae. Gene Ontology annotation, cellular component: cytoplasm; cytosol. Gene Ontology annotation, biological process: nucleoside triphosphate biosynthetic process. Bases 293 to 859 code for a protein of 188 amino acids. Gene Ontology annotation, molecular function: AMP kinase activity; ATP binding.